AUGCAACCACGCGACCUAGUGAUCAACGAGCGGCUGAGCCAGCCGCGCUGCCCCUGGAGGGGCAUCUGCACGCUUGCCGGCCUCCUCGCCUUCCUCGCCCUCCUCUCGGCGCCGCAGCAUUCCGAUCGUCCCUCGUCGACGCUGCAAAGCAUCUCCCUGACAGUCCCCGCUGGACUGAGACCUGCGGGGACGCACCUUGGCAGCGACGAUGACGUCGCCAAGACGGCGGGUACCACGCUGCGCUCGGUGCUGCAGCGGCACGCGCAGCUCGGCCUGUUUGACUUUGUGUCGUUUGUCAACCGGUACAACAAGGUGCAGUUCCAGAUGGUGACGCACCGAGUCGACGAGGCGCUGCGCACGCCGGGCGGGCUGAGCGGGCUGCGGCUCGCCGUCGAGAUCCACAUCGGCGGCGGCGGGUACGAGCAGUUCCUCAAGUACACCCUCCCCGACCUGCUCCUCCUCCGCUCAAAGCUGCGCGCCGCCGGCUGCCGCUGCAACCUGGUGACGCUGCUGCGCCACCCGCUGCUGCAGCACCUCUCGUGGCACCGCCACUUUGUCAACGAGCGCGUGCCGCUCUGCUUUUGGAACAGCCCGCACGACUGCCAGAGCCGCAUGUCGAUGGCGCUCGCCUGCCACGGCGGGCCUUCGGUGCGGCCGCUCACGCGCGACCACCGCACCGCCGUCCAGGCGAUGUGGGACGCCUUUGACCUGGUCGGCAUGACGGAGCACUUCGACUCCUUCCUCGUCCUGCUCGCCGACCUCGCCGGGCUGCAGCGCCCGUUCUACCGGAUCCAGCUCGGCACGGCGGAGACGACGGCAGCGAGGGAAGCGACGCGGCGCUGGAGCGCGCGCACGUGCGCCUCGCUCACGGCCGACCCGCCGCAAGCGCUGCUCGAGUACAUUCGCAAGCGGAUGGCGGCCACGGCGAAGGCGGCGGCGGGGUUCCGCGCCCGCAAGGGCAAGGGCGACUCGCGCGGGCCGGCAGGCAUGAUGGACUGCGCCGGCUACGGCCCGUGCGAGCUGCCGGCGGGAUCGACGACGCAAUACAGCUGGUUCGAGCGCGACCAGUGCGACGCGGUGACGGCGGAGGCGCGCGUGGAGCUGCUGCGCGCGGAGGGGGCGGCGCUCGAGGAGCGCGCGAUGCGGCAGCAGGCGGAGCGGCCGAGUGACCUCGCGGCGGCGGCGGGCGUGCCAUGGGUGGUGGACGAGCACGCGAGCUGGUACAAGCCGCACGAGCGCGCGCGUUACUCGUGCGUCAACUGCUCUGGCGACGUCGUGCCGGAGAAGGACCUCGUCGGCUGCUGGCCGCUCUGGCCGCAGUUUGGGCCCGACGAGCUCGAGUUCCGCUGCGUGCGCCGCUGGACGAGCGACCCGGGCGAGCAGGCGCCGCACAAGUACAUGCAGGGCAGGGCGCCGCUGCCUUGCUGGCGCACGUGCUGGACGCCGCUCAAAUCGCCGGGAGCGGAGCGUUGCACCGCCGCGUGCCCCUCCGCCGAGUCGGCCGAGCCGGCCGUCGAGUGGCGCGCGCGGUGGGACGCCGAGCUGCACAGCUUCAAGGAGCGGGACGGAACGGCGCGCGACGUCGAGCGCGCCACGGGCUUCAUCAGGCGGCUACCAAACUCGGACUUCUUCUGGAGCGUGUACUGAGGCGGCCGCAGCGAACGAGCCGUACUGA
Molecule: messenger RNA, 1675 nt
Organism: Emiliania huxleyi CCMP1516
Lineage: Eukaryota; Haptophyta; Isochrysidales; Noelaerhabdaceae
Exons: 8
Coding region: 1-1647 (548 amino acids)
Source: RefSeq, a predicted model, not a curated record